UGUUUUUUUUUGCAAAAAGUUAAACAAAAUUCAAAAUUUUUUUUUGUUUAAAAAGAAAAACAAACUAAAAGGAGAAGAAUUAUUAUCAAUUUGGCUGUUUUUUUAAGCAUCAAUUUCUUAACAAAUUUGGUUUUGAAAUCGUAUUUGGAUUCAACAUAUUUUAUUUCUUGGCGUUAAUUAUUUUUAUUAUAACACAACAUGGAUCCUCAACAACAGUUUUGUUUAAAAUGGAACUCGUAUUCAUCAAAUUUGGCCAUUACGUUUUCAAAUCUCUUCAAAUCCGAUUUAUUAGCAGAUGUAACAUUGUCAUGUGAUGGCACAGUUUUUAAGGCUCACAAAUUAAUAUUGGCAGCAUGCUCGAAAAAGUUUGCCGAUCUCUUCGAGACCACACCCACAAAUGGCCAAUGUGUGGUUAUAUUAGAGGCUACAUCGUCCGAUAACAUGGCUGCUUUGCUGGAGUUUAUGUACAAAGGUGAAGUGCAUGUAUCACAAGAGGCUCUCAACAGUUUUCUGAAAUCUGCCGAAAAUUUACAGGUAAAAGGUUUAUCAACAGAAACAGGCCGUUUGGCAGCACAACAAGCCCAACAACACAUUGAGUCUUCGGCUCUGGAAUCGCCCAAUGGUCGCCGUAGCAUACGCAACAGCAUAAGCGGCGGCAAUGGCAAUCUUAGUGGUUCCGGCCUUGGUGCUGGCAAUAUGAACAGUCCCGCUGGUGGCAUUAAUGCCCCGGGCGGCGGUGGAGGCGGCGGUAUAGGUAUGCCGGAUCGCUGUCCUAGUACUGGUGGCAUUGUCACAGGUCCCCCCGGCGCCGUAAAUUUUGGUAGCAACAACAAUAUAGGUGGUGGUUCUGCCGCUGGUCUAGGUAGUGGUGCUGGCGCCGCUCACCAUCUCGGUGGUUCUACCAAUAGUUUGAAACAAGAAUGCGAUUCCCUUAUGCACCCGAGCAGCUCAACGGUGGGAGCUAUGCCUUCAUAUGUGCCGCCCAUGUAUCAUCGUCCCAUGUCCUAUGAACCACUGCGCAAGCGUGCCCUCCGUAGCCCCUAUGCCGAACAGGAAGUCCGUGGUAGUGUGCUACGCGAUGGCUCCAAAAAUCCUUCAGAAUGUCCCAGUCCCAUAAGCAAACCUCCCUACCACAGGCCAUCGUCGAGCGCCUCUUCAAACGCACCUACCGAAGCAGACACCAUGCACUCGGAGAGAGCAUCACCGCAGUCAAGCCGUUUUGAUAAUCACAGUCCCAGCACUACGGGCGGCAAUGGUAAUGUGCCCAGCAGUUUGGAUAGAUCUGUGAAAUCGGAGCGUAACAAUGGCAGUACAAAAGAGGCUAAUAACGAUGAUGAUCAUGACGAUUUGGACGAAUCAAGAGAAAAUUGUGCUGAAGAUUUAAGAGUGAAAUUGGAAAAUUCAAAUUACUCACCUCCACCACCACCCACCUCAAUUACCUCACCCACCACACCUAGCGCUUUGUUGGAGAGUCUAAAGAAUGCUGAUGGUACAUUACCCGGCAGUUUAGCGGCUUCAAUAGCUCCCGCCGAUAUGUUAAAUGUCUGGAAUGCCACUAAAUUGAAUAAUAAAAACAGUGGCAUGGUGAAUACAGCUGAUGGCAAAAAACUCAAAUGCUUGUAUUGCGAUCGUUUGUAUGGUUACGAAACAAAUCUAAGAGCCCACAUACGACAACGCCAUCAAGGCAUACGAGUUCCCUGUCCAUUCUGUUCGCGCACCUUCACCCGUAACAACACCGUACGCCGUCACAUUGCUCGCGAGCAUAAACAAGAGAUCGGUUUAAGUGCUGGCGCCACCAUUGCACCAGCAUCGGUAGCUGCCGCUGCAGCAGCGGCCGCGAAUCAUUCACAAUAGGAUGCGGCCGCAACAGCGGCGGCAGCAGUAGUUAUGAGUGCACAAAAGGAAGAGGCUAAACAACGUAAACGUAAAUCAUUGAAAAUGGCAUUGGAGAAAUGCAUGCAGAGGCGGGAAGCGGCAACCACAACAACAAACAACACCACCACAACAACUACACAUACAAAUAUGAUGAACACAUCUUUAGCAAUGUCCACAUUUACUUCGUCCUUAUCAUCUACAGUUACCACAACAGUGGCUAAUCUAUCUACAACAACAUCAAGAGAUAUGUUAAGUCCAGAGGUUUCGUUCAAUCUUCUAGCUAACAAAGGCCCCGAAGUGACCUCCACCCCUCAGAAAUUGGCAAAAGAUUAUUCCACCCAUGAAAUGGAAAUUUUAGAAACCACCGAAACCGAAACAUCCCUGGAUACAUCCGCCGAGGUUAAUGCCUCAGAUAUGUGUGAAUCCAGGGAAGAAGAGGACUUGGAAUCAGAAACUUCCAUUAAUAGUACAACUGCCAAAGAAACCACACAACAACAACAACAGGAGGACAAAAUCAUGGAGCAGUACGAUGACAAACCUCUUGAUUUUACUAAAUCACCCACAAAAAAACUUCAAAAUGAUGAUAACGAAGCUAAAGAUGUUGAAGAAUAUUUAAAAUCAACUGCCGUUAUUAAAGAAAUUAAAACGCCCUCGAAAGAUAAUGAUAAUGAACAGGUUAAGGAUAAUGACCUGAAAAAUGCCGCCUCUUUAAAAGAAAACUAAUUGCACUCGUCAAACAAAAAUUUAAAACUACUGUUGCAACUGCUGUUGCUGGGUAAAAAAACUAAAACUGAAACCUAACAAACUCAACAAAUAAGUUUGUAGGGCGUUAAUAGCAUAUGAAAAACGCCAAAAUGAUAAAAUGUUCUAAAUCUAAACUAAAGCCUAAAAGCAUUUUAUAUUUUAAUUUUCUGUUUGUAAAAAUAAUAGUGUUUUCUUUAUUAGUUUAUAUAAAAAAGAAAACCAACCAUUUAAAUACUUUUCGUUUUCUAAACAAAUUUUUAUGUUUAUUGUUGUUUCAAACUAAUUAAAUAAUAAUUUUUAAAAAAAUAUGAAAUCGUUAAAAGAAUUAUAGUCAAAGAAAGUAAUAAUACUAUAAAACAAAAACAAAACAAAGAAAAAAUAAGUGAAUCCGACUGAAAAAUCGUUUUCAGGGUGCUAAUUUUUUUUUAAAUGGAAAUAAAAAAUAACUUAUGUAUUUUUUAUACAAAUUGAAAAAGGAAUAAUACGAAACAAAUGCAAAAGAUAUUAAAGUGAACUUCUUUUUUUUUAAACAAAAAA
This is a messenger RNA of Calliphora vicina (urban bluebottle blowfly), 3156 nucleotides long. RefSeq names its product Chronologically inappropriate morphogenesis (gene chinmo). Gene Ontology annotation, molecular function: protein binding. Gene Ontology annotation, cellular component: nucleus. Gene Ontology annotation, biological process: regulation of transcription by RNA polymerase II. NCBI's taxonomy places the organism in Eukaryota, Metazoa, Arthropoda, Insecta, Diptera, Calliphoridae. The record is from RefSeq and is a predicted model, not a curated record. The transcript is spliced from 6 exons.